Onychostoma macrolepis is the source of this 3673-nucleotide messenger RNA. Its product is annotated as carcinoembryonic antigen-related cell adhesion molecule 1-like. The coding region runs from base 147 to 1406 and encodes 419 amino acids. The transcript has 8 exons. The record is from RefSeq and is a predicted model, not a curated record. NCBI's taxonomy places the organism in Eukaryota, Metazoa, Chordata, Actinopteri, Cypriniformes, Cyprinidae.
CCCUUUUUGUUUUUGAACAGAAGCCGAUAAAUCCAUUCCAGCGAAUCAGCGCGCUGUAUUCAGGUCAGGCGAAAAGGCUACUUUCACUUUGAAAAGACGCGCGAGCUGAGAGGAGUUUCGUCAAAGCUGACUAAAAGUGAUCGAGGAUGGACAGUUUCGACAAACUUGAUGAUCCUGUGAUAUCUUCUUCAGGGUGUAAAAGGAAAGUAAAAGCUGACACGUUUUCACGGAGCUUUGCAAAAGCAGCGAGUUACAAUGCUGUUUUCCGUGCUGGUGCAGAAGGAGUGUCUGUGAUGGAGGGAGAUCCAGUCACUCUAAACACUGAUGUGACCAUAACCCCACAACAAAGAAUAAAAUGGUAUUUUAAUGACAACCGCAUCGCUCAAAUAAUUGGAGGUCAGAGUUCCAUCUGUACAGAUGCUGAGUGUCCCGAGAGAUUCAGAGACAGACUGAAGCUGGAUCAUCAGACUGGAUCUCUGAUCAUCACAGACACCAGAACCACAGACUCUGGAUUUUAUAGACUACAGAUCGUUAGCAAUACCAUCAGUGACAAGACCUUCAAUGUUACUGUCAUUGGUACAUCUGGUGCGGAUAGAGAUGUGUUUGUGAUGGAGGGAGAUUCAGUCACUCUAUGCACUGAUGUGAAAACAAACCAAUAUGACAGAAUAAAAUGGUUUUGUAAUGACACUCGCAUCGCUCAAAUAAUUGGAGGUCAGAGUUAUAUCUGUUCAGAUGCUGAGUGUCCUGAGAGAUUUAGAGACAGACUGAACCUAGAUCAUCAGACUGGAUCUCUGACCAUCAUGAACAUCAACAUCACAGAUGCUGGACAAUAUAGACUACAAAUCAUCAACGGCAGCAGCAGUAGCAGCAGCAGUGAAAAGAUCUUCAGUGUUGCUGUCCAUGAUGUUUCUGCUUCUGAACGAGAUGAAAUGAAGACAAAGUCAGUGAAAGCGGGAGAAUCUGUCACUAUAGAUCCUGGUAUAGGCAGAAAAGCAAACAAUUUGAUGAAGUGGUAUUUUAAUGACUUUCCUAUAGCUGAAAUCACUGGAGAUCAGAGCCAGAUCUGUACAGAUGUUCAGUGUGAUGAGAGAUUCAGAGACAGACUGAAGCUGAACAAUCAGACUGGAUCUCUGACCAUCACAGACACCAGAACCACAGACUCUGGACUUUAUAAACUGGAGAUCACUAGCAUCAGAAUCAGCAUUCGCCGUCGUCGUCGUCGCAGCAUCAGCAUCACGCGUGAGAAAAGCUUCAGUGUUUUGGUCACUGAUUCAGGUUUGUCAUCAGGUGCUGUAGCAGGAAUAGUUGUUCUGCUUGUGGCUGCUGCUGCUGCUGCUGCUGCUGCUGUUGCGAUUUAUAAUCGCAAAAAGAUCUAUACACUAGUAAACCAGAACGAGCACUCAUAGAAGACCUCUAAGCAGACUGAUCUGAAGUCAAGUCAGCUGUCAACUGCUGGUGACACAAGCAACAGUGAAUUUUGGCGACAGGACGUGGGAGUGCUCAGCCAAGUUGAGAAAAAAUUCUCUGAAUAUGAGAGGAAAACGAGAAGAAACUCAGGUCAUUCAGAGAAAUUGUGUGAUGAUUAAAGUAGUCAGUACCAGUACUAGAGGUUGACCGAUUGAUCUGUUUUUUUGAUUAAUCGUCAGUGAUAGUGGGUUGUUGGAACAACUGGUUAUCGGUAAAAAUCCAUACCGAUAGUUUCUCCUGGGUUAUGGCCAUUGCUGGAGUGGCUGAGAAGGUUCACACUCAUUAUACAGUACCAGAGCAGCCUCUAAAGGCAAAUCACUGACACGCGAGGCUGCACAGAGAGGGACUUCGAUUUAAAACACUGACAAUGAAACUAUAUGUAUACAGUACACUACAGUACAUGUUCUCAUAUCGUCAUAAACUAAUUAAUUUGUUAAGUAGAUGCUGUAUUAGUAAAGAAAAAAACAGCAGUAUGUUUGCUGACAAUUGGUUAUCGGCCAGUGUGGCCCAACCUAGUUAUCGUUGUCUGUAAAAUCCACUAUCGGUCAACCUCUAACCAGUACCAGUGAAAUUUCACUCAAACACCAAUUUCUACUAAUUCAAAUUAUUUUGCUAUAAUUUAAAUAAUAAAUUAAAACAUGCAUGUCUAAUAUUUUUUAAUUUGUUUAAAAAUAGCAUAAAACGACACUGUAAGAAACAUAGCAACAUACAGCAAUAGAACUAAGUGAGUUUGAGGUUUUUAGUAGGUAACUGUGGAGAGAUUUUUACACAUGCUAAACCCAGACUGGUUGCUUUACAGUGCAGGAGUGUAUAAUGUCUGUCCAGUAUUAGCAGUAGUGUAACAUUACACUACACUACAAGAAGUGGUCUGUUUCGACAUAUCAGAUGUUUCAUUUACAAUCAUUUGGAACUGUCUGUAAACAUAUAUACCUCAUCAAGAUGGACAUUUUGACCAAGUAGUAAUGUAAUGCUACAUCUUGACAGUAUUACUAUUGGCAUCUCUAUAACACUAGAGAGGAAAAUCGUGAAAAGUGAAUGUUGCGACUUAGAUGCUGGUGUCUUUACACCUAAUUUAACCAGCAUUCUCCCUCAGUCAAUAAACAUCAAUAUAAGCUGAUGUUUUCAACAGGAAUCUGCUUUGAGUAUUUGUUUGGGGUGUUGUAGAAAGUUUGUGGUUAUAGAGCGAGUGAAAGAUUAAACUCUGCAAGGGUUAAUUCAUGAAGUAUUACUGUUAUGUGAUAUUAUUAUUAUUAUUAUUAUUACUGUUAUGUGCUAUCAGGAACUGAGCCAGCAACAAAAUGUCAAACAAGUAUUUUUGAUAUUAGCAACUGAAAACUACGGUAUUAUUAUUGUUUGUCAUUUGAUGUUUUCAGCGUAUUGUCUUCAUUGUUGAAAUGUGCAAGUAAAUAAUAAUUUUUUUAUUUUUUUUAUUUUAUAAAUUGUAAUAUUCUGCCUUCUGUGAAACAUUUGAGAUUUGAGAUGCAGAUAAGUUUCUCUCACUCCCAAGUUUUUCUCACUCCAAGCAACCCAUGUGAGGAUGAAGAUGGAGUCCCGUCGAGCUUUAAAGAAUAUUAUUGCGGUGUGAUUGAAAUGAUCGCCUGCACUUGAAUGCUGUUCGGUCAGUUUGCUCUCUACCGUCACAUUCCUGAAGAGCUACAGCCUGUAGUCUAGAGGAAAAGUUUCUUCUGAUUAAUGUAGUAAAAGAGCUCAUCGCCUGCCUACUGAACUAAGCCACACUGAGUAAUUUAUUGUGUUAUUUUUCUGGGAACAUUCUGGAAUUUGAUGUGAACAACGAUGGACUAAACUUUCAACUUUCAUUUUAGGAUUCAACCUCUGAUUGUAACUAAAGCUGCUAGCUGUUAAACUCUGUUAAUAUUAGUCUCAUAAACUGAACAAAUAGCUUUUUAUUUCAUUCAUGUAUGUGAUUUUCUGCUUUUGACUGCAAUGAUGUGAACUGCGUAUUUUUCAUGGGCUUUUCUCAUUUAUUAUGUGUAUCCUUGCUUCCUUGCCUUACUACUUAGCUCCAUCCCCUUAAAGCACAAGUGAAGGAUGCAAGUAAAGAAAAUUAAUUUGAAUAUUGUUUGUUACUCGAGAUACUUCAAAAUGUCUUAAGCUGUGUUGAAGGGAUCUGCAUUCAUGUUGAUGUUUUGAGAAGAAAUUUGUAAUUAUUAAUAAAGCAAGAUCCCCUUUUGAAAUAUGUGGUGUU